Molecule: messenger RNA, 1650 nt
Organism: Cuscuta campestris
Lineage: Eukaryota; Viridiplantae; Streptophyta; Magnoliopsida; Solanales; Convolvulaceae
Source: the annotation of a GenBank genome assembly
AUACUCAAAGAAAGAUUAACUCGUUCCAAGGGACCCUAUGGGUGCAUCAUUUUAUCCCUAUUGUUCCUCUUCUUUUUUUCUUCUUUCCUCUAAAAAAAAAUGAUAGAAUCUUUUUUUCUUCUUCUUUGACCUUUCAACUCCAUCAACAACCUUUUCCGGGAAUCGCCGUAUAAAAGUGAUCUCACGUCUGGAUUCGAGAAAAGGGGGAGAGAAGAAGGAGAAAAACAGUUAUGGUCGUGGAUGCAGAAAAUGGAAGAAACUAAGAUCGCCAUCGCCGCCGUCAAGAACGACGCCGUUCGCUCCUGCGUUUUCCUCUCUGGAUUCUACUGCUGGGACUGGGAAUUCCUCACCGCUCUGCUUCUCUUCAGUUGCUCCUUUUAGGGAUCGAAUCUCCGACAGUUACAGUUUUUCUAGCAUAGAUUUCUAGUUUAGCUCUCAUAGAUUCUAUUCCGGAGUUCAUUUUGUUUAGGAAAACCUUCUAGUGAUUGGAAUUUGGCCGGAGGAGGAUGACGCCGAGGACAUCUCCGGCGCCGUUUCUGGCGAAGACUUACAAGCUGGUGGACGAUCGGACCACGGACGAAGUGGUCUCAUGGAGCGACAGCGGCUCCGCCUUCGUAGUCUGGAAAACUGCCGAAUUCGCCAAGGAUUUGCUUCCCAAAUACUUCAAGCACAACAAUUUCUCCAGCUUCGUUCGCCAGCUCAACACCUAUGGUUUCAAAAAGACCGUACCAGACAAAUGGGAAUUUGCAAACGAGAAUUUCAAGAGAGAAGAGAAAGAGCUUCUCCUCAAUAUCCGACGUCGGAAAACCAUGACAUCAGCUGCUGCCGGAAAAAAGAAUGAGGCGGCAGCUGAGAGCUCAGCAUUGCAGGAGAGCUCGGGCGAAGACACACCGGGCUCAAGUUCAACCUCAUCACCCGACUCCAAGAAUCCUGGAUCCGUGGACACUCCAGGUAGGAAGUCACAGUUCAUAGAGUUAACGGAUGAGAAUGAGAGGCUCAAGAGACACAACCGAACACUCAGCUCGGAAUUGGCUCAGACCAAAAAGAAGUGUGAUGAGCUGGCAGCUUUCCUGUCUCAGUACAUGAAGGCUGUCCCAGAACAAACCAACUGCAUCAUGAUGAACCGUGCUGAGUCUGCAGAUGUGAGUUCAAGUGAGGAUGAAGAUGAUGACGAAAACUGUGAGAAACUGAAGUUAUUCGGUGUGUUACUCAAAGGGAAGAAGAGAAAGAGGGGCAAUGAUGAGAGAUCUGCAGGAGGAGCACAUACAAAGGAGAUGAACAAAUCUGUUGACUGCAAUACUCAUACUCCAUGGUUGAAAAUCUCUCCCGCUCACGUCGAGGGUGGCAAAGUCUGUAAUUAACAGACUGACGAUUCGCUAGUCCGCGAUCAAUAGCAACUACAUUUCACAAUGUUUGUGUUGGUCAUGCCUCAUUAGAAUGAGGGGGGCAUCAACAGGAAAGCUUUUAAUGUAACAAUAAGUAUUAUGUACUUAGGUUAAAAUAAUGUUUGUUUUCCUGUGUUUCAUUCAGUGUCUUGUUAGGAGGGGUUUAACAAAAUGCUGUUUUUUUACUUCUCAUUGUACUUAAGGGUAUUGCUGGAACUUAACAGUGAAAUCAUGUUGUAAUAAAUAAUAAUUGCUGCUAAUUAUG